ACCCCCCUGAUCUCCAUCUUGAGGAGAAUACUACUCCAUCUGUUUCCUUUAGGAGUUUACUGAACAAAAAUGGGAGAAAUAAGGCUGCCAAGGCACAUGUUUUUGUGGUGCCUGUCUGCUAUUUAUAUGUUUGCCUUCGCGUCUCUGUAUGUGCAGAUUCCAGGUCUGUAUGGGAACAAGGGUGUGCUGCCGGCGCGGUGGCAUCUGCGAGUGUCUGGGAAGAGUGUCGUGGAGCAGCUGAAGGAUUCUCCCACGCUGCUGUGGUUCGGUCCUCGUCUGGGCUUGGACAUGCAGCAGUGCAUGGAGCUGCUGAGUCUGACCGGAGCUCUGCUCAGUUUAAUGACUCUGGCUCUGCCAGUGCUCAGAGACUGCAGAGUCUUCCUGCUGCUCUGGAUACUCAAUCUGUCCCUCUACCAGUUGCGUCGGGGUGUCUUCAAACUGGCCAGCCGCUGUCCCACCUGGUGGGGCUUGACCGCUUUGACCUAUCACUAUGAGACGCAGUGUAUCCCGACCCCGCUGGCCUGGUUUGCUCAUCAGCUGCCGGGGUGGUUCCAGAAGCUCAGUGUGGUGGGAACGUUUGUGAUCGAGAUCGCCGUUCCCUUCAUGUUCUUCAGCCCUAUACGAAGACACAGACUCGCCGCCUUCUACAUGCAGGUCCUGCUUCAGGUGUUGAUCAUCCUGUCUGGGAAUUAUAACUUCUUUAAUAUUCUCACCAUCACCCUGUGCCUGUCUCUGCUGGAUGACCAACGUGAACUUCUGGCUCCGAAGACCCACGCCAAAGACCGAGAGCAGUAUGGAUACGCUUACGUUAAACUAAGCAUCAUUGCAGACUCUGUUCUCUUGGUUGGCCGUGAUGUCAGAGAUCAGCACAUAUCCAGUGGGCAGUUAUGGCUGCGGCGACAGUCUCUGUUCGCCAUCAGUCUGUUGUUUAAAAAUGAUGACUCUAAUAAUGAAGUGUGUGUGCAGGUUCCCUACACCUACUUUGAGUAUGAUGCACACAGUAACCUCUGUCCUGGCGUCCGGAUGGUGUUUGAGCUGACUGACCGUUACCAGCUGGUCAACUCAUACGGAUUGUUCCGGAGGAUGACCGGCGUCGGAGGCCGUCCAGAAGUGGUCAUCGAGGGCAGUAUGGAUCGCAACACAUGGACGGAGAUCGAGUUCAUGUAUAAGCCGGGGAACAUGAGCAGAGCGCCCCCUGUGGUGGCUCCGCACCAGCCCAGGCUGGACUGGCAGAUGUGGUUUGCAGCUCUUUGGCCGCACACACAGAGCCCCUGGUUCAGCAGCCUCCUAUACAGACUCCUGCAGGGCAAGCGAGACGUGAUCAGACUCAUUCAGACAGAUGAGUCUCCGUAUCCGUUCAGCGAACAGCCUCCUGCAUACCUCCGAGCUCACCACUACAAGUACUGGUUGAGCGAGCCCAAAGAGGACGGGUCAUAUCCCCAGAGAUGGUGGAGACAGGUGUACGUGGAGUUCUAUCCCAUGGUGCACCUUGGUGACUCUUACCUUGAACAGAUGCUGGUUCAACAUGGUUUGAAGGAUAAGGCUCCUCCGAGGCGCAGCUUGGAUGCUUGGCUGCCACAGUUAUUGCAUCAUGUAGGUGAACAUGCCCAUGAGAUGCCGACUCCUCUUCUGCUCUGGACUCUCUUCAGCUCGGCCGCGACCCUGUGUCUCCUCAACUCUCUGCGAUCACAUGCACAUCACCACCAGCACGAAUCUCUCCAGAACAAACACGCAGAUAAACCGACCGCAGGACCAACUCGCUCCAAUGUGGAGGAAGAGGAUGAGAAGAAACAUGAAGAAGAUGCAAAAGAGCAGGAAGAAGAUGCAGCAAGUGAAGAAGAACCGAAAGUAGAAAUUAAAGAGGAAGUGGACAGCCUCAGGAAAAGGAAGUGA
Messenger RNA from Carassius carassius (crucian carp), 1893 nucleotides. RefSeq names its product lipase maturation factor 2a (gene lmf2a). The record is from RefSeq and is a predicted model, not a curated record. Gene Ontology annotation, cellular component: endoplasmic reticulum membrane. NCBI's taxonomy places the organism in Eukaryota, Metazoa, Chordata, Actinopteri, Cypriniformes, Cyprinidae. Gene Ontology annotation, biological process: protein maturation.